ACCCUCCUGUCCAGACCAGCCGGAGCCUCAGGCCGCCCUUCCCGAAGUUGGUGCUGGGGGUCCAGCUGCCCCUCAAGACCGCCUGCAGAUGCUGUGGCUUCUGGUCAUGACCCUCCCCUGCCUGGGGCACUCCGUGCCCGUGACCCCCGGCCCCGGCUCAGGACGUGAGCUGGUAGGCAUUGUUGGGGGGUGCGAUGUCUCGGCCAGGAGCUACCUGUGGCAGGUGAGCCUGAGGUUCUACAAUAGGAUAGCUGGCCUAUGGAUACACUUUUGUGGGGGUUCCCUCAUUCACCCCCAGUGGGUACUGACUGCUGCCCACUGUGUUAAGCCGAAAAGCCGGAAGGCUUCUACCAUCAGGGUCCAAGUUGGGCAGCUGAGACUCUAUGACCAUGACAAGCUGAGCAAAGUGUCCAAGAUUGUCCAACACCCCGAUUACGACCAAAUCCUGUCUGCUAAGGGUGGGUCGGACAUCGCCCUGCUGAGGCUGGAGGCCCCUGUGAGCCUCUCCUCUCACGUCCAGGUGGUCUCUCUCCCGCCUGCCUCACUGACGGUCCCCAAGAGGAAGAUGUGCUGGGUGUCCGGCUGGGGCAGAGUCACGGUUCACUCGCCCCUGCCCCCACCCUACCAGCUGCAGGAGGUGGAGGUGCCCAUUGUGGGGAACCAGGUUUGUAACCAACACUAUCAGAAAGUUGAAAACACCACCAAGCCAAUCAAGGACGACAUGCUGUGUGCCGGGAGCAAGGGCCAGGAUUCCUGCAAGGGUGACUCCGGGGGGGCCCUGGUGUGCCUCUGGAAAUGCUCCUGGGUCCAGGUGGGAGUUGUCAGCUGGGGCCACAAGUGUGCACUCCCCGACUUCCCUGGGGUAUACACCCGGGUGACCAGCUACAUGUCCUGGAUCCGCCAGUACGUCCCGCUGUCCCCAGGACCCUAGACCUGGAGACCCCCAAUCUUCUUCGCUCAGGGGCCCCUCGUGGUCCAGGGGAGAAGGCAGGGGCUCCA
Messenger RNA from Bubalus bubalis (water buffalo), 999 nucleotides. Its product is annotated as mastin. NCBI's taxonomy places the organism in Eukaryota, Metazoa, Chordata, Mammalia, Artiodactyla, Bovidae. Gene Ontology annotation, molecular function: serine-type endopeptidase activity. The record is from RefSeq and is a predicted model, not a curated record. Bases 89 to 931 code for a protein of 280 amino acids. Gene Ontology annotation, biological process: proteolysis. The transcript has 5 exons.